GUUCUUUCCUUAUUGAAGGGCAAUCCCCAAUAUUCUUUAAUUCAAACUGUUUGGAUUUUGCAAAAAUACAAACUUGAAGUUAGGUGUGAUUCAAUUCAAAUUCGACAGAGAUAAAAGAAUGCCUCGGUCCGGAGAGCUGGCCAAGAGAAUACCUGCCCGCUUCGCAACUCACCUCCUUGCCUAAAAUAAACACCAGGAUAUCCUAUUCGAGAUGCCGCCAACCAUUAUUCUAAUACGUCAUGGCGAAGCUUUACACAACAUUACCAAUAACUGGUCACUCCCGGACCCGGGUCUAAGUGACAGAGGUAUACACCUAACCAAGACUCUCCAAGGUGAAUUCGAGCCGGGUUUCCCUUUCAAGCCGGAUGAAUGCCUCAUCGUGGUGAGCCCUCUGAAGAGAACGCUGGAGACCGUGAAAUAUGGUUUCCAGUGGCUUAGAAACCGUGGCGUUCGCGUUGAAGUUCGCGCCGAAUGGCAGGAAACCACGGACAACCCUUGUGAUAUUGGAGCUGAUCCUAAGAUCAUCCAGUCUGAAUGGCCUGAUAUAGAUUUCUCGAGGCUAGACCCCGUCUAUCCUCAGAAGAUUGGUCUAUAUGAGAAUUCAGAAGAGGCUUUUCAAAGAAGAGGAGCUGUUGCCAAAGAGUGGCUCUACAAUCGUCCCGAAAAAUGUAUCAUCGUCGUGACACACUCCGGGUUUAUUCGAAGACUUGUCAAAGGGCCAAGAUACAAGAACCUGGAGUACGGAUCGUACAGGCUUGUCCAGAAUUCGGAAGGUCUCGAAUUUGAGGAGACCCACAGGGUUAUCGUCGACGAUUUAUAGGAUUGCCGUUAAUAAUGACUGAGCCGGUUCGGAGGUGCAGCGAACAUCGAAGGCAAAGAAAAAUAAUAAUGGGUCCGUAGAUAGGGAUUUAAAAUGCAACAAAUUCCUGUCAAGUGAGAAAUUCAUAUGCAUCUUUGCCGGCGAAAUUACUGCAUGAAACCAUAUGCGGACACUUGAGGAGGGGGAUGAUACAGUGGCAUCCCGCUUAAUCCCGUGCUAGAACGAGACGACAUGAGACAACAACAUAAUAAUGCUGGAAACAUCUGGUUAUAAACUACCUACUAUAUGAAU
Messenger RNA from Annulohypoxylon maeteangense, 1111 nucleotides. Its product is annotated as phosphoglycerate mutase-like protein. Gene Ontology annotation, molecular function: phosphatase activity. The transcript is spliced from 4 exons. Gene Ontology annotation, cellular component: cytoplasm. Bases 212 to 820 code for a protein of 202 amino acids. Lineage: Eukaryota; Fungi; Ascomycota; Sordariomycetes; Xylariales; Hypoxylaceae. The record is from RefSeq and is a predicted model, not a curated record.